UUAUAGGGUAUAACUUCCUCUGCUGCUGAUCACCGUGCUGGCUGUUUAGUACUGGCCUGUGAUUUUAGGUGUUGUACCGAGCUUUAUUACUGAAUUUAAACUGUAGUUUAUAUCGGCCGGUGGUGUUUGCGUAGGGACCUUCAGUGAUCAGUGUUGUGCGGGGCUCGGCAAGAUGCAGGAUCCAAAUGCGGACACAGAAUGGAACGAUAUCCUUCGUAGAAAAGGUAUUCUUCCACCAAAGGAAAAGCCAAACGAUGAAGAAGAGGAAGAAGCACAAAUAAUUCAGCAGUCAGUAGUAAAAACCUAUGAAGAUAUGACGCUGGAGGAGCUGGAGGAGAAUGAAGACGAGUUUAAUGAAGAGGAUGAGCAUGCCUUAGAACUGUACCGGCAGCAACGAUUGGCUCAGUGGCAAGCAAUGCAACUAAAAAAUGUGUUUGGGGAGGUGUUGGAGAUUUCAGGACAAGACUAUGUACAAGAAGUAACAAAAGCUGGCAAAGAUUUAUGGGUUAUUCUGCACCUUUACAAACAAGGAAUUCCACUUUGUACCUUAAUUAAUCAACACUUGGCUGCACUGACCAGAAAGUUUAAAGAUGUAAAAUUUAUAAAAGCCAUUUCUACCACAUGCAUUCCCAACUAUCCAGACAAGAACCUCCCAACCAUCUUUGUGUAUCUUGACGGAGAGAUCAGAGCACAGUUUAUUGGACCAUUAGUAUUUGGUGGUAUGAAUCUAACACAGGAUGAGCUUGAAUGGAAGCUUGCGGAGUCGGGUGCUCUUAAAACCGAUCUUGAGGAAAAUCCACGUCCGCAAAUUCAGGACAAGCUUAUGUCCUCCAUCCGUACAGCAAUCCCCAGCAGAUCACACAGUGAUUCAGAAGAGGACUGAUGAUUUUCUUCAGUUAUGAUAAAAUGUACCUGUGCCUUCACUGCCAUGAGCAUAAAGCCAGAAGUGCUCUCCAUGUGUUCAGGAGGAACGUUUAGCAGUGAAUACAUUCUUAAACCAUUUUACUUCUAGCGCACCACUGUGGAAGUAAAAUGAUUUAACUAAUUAGACCCAUGACCUCACUUUAUUUAUUUGGAUUCUGUAUUUUAUGACGCCACUUCAGUAAAACACUAUAAUUUUUCAUCAAUUCUGCUCACCUCCCAGAUUUUUUUUAUUUUAAUGUAUUUCGUAUCAUAAAUAAAUUGGCCAUUUAUUGUUCAAUGGCUUAUAAAUAUAA
Messenger RNA from Bombina bombina (fire-bellied toad), 1217 nucleotides. RefSeq names its product phosducin like 3 (gene PDCL3). Gene Ontology annotation, biological process: angiogenesis; positive regulation of gene expression; protein folding. The coding region runs from base 173 to 883 and encodes 236 amino acids. Gene Ontology annotation, cellular component: cytoplasm. Lineage: Eukaryota; Metazoa; Chordata; Amphibia; Anura; Bombinatoridae. The record is from RefSeq and is a predicted model, not a curated record. The transcript is spliced from 6 exons.